Messenger RNA from Chelonia mydas (Green sea turtle), 2609 nucleotides. It is a transcript of the gene FOXL2, whose product is annotated as forkhead box L2. NCBI's taxonomy places the organism in Eukaryota, Metazoa, Chordata, Testudines, Cheloniidae. The transcript has a single exon. Gene Ontology annotation, biological process: anatomical structure morphogenesis; regulation of transcription by RNA polymerase II; cell differentiation. Gene Ontology annotation, molecular function: DNA-binding transcription factor activity, RNA polymerase II-specific; RNA polymerase II cis-regulatory region sequence-specific DNA binding. The coding region runs from base 1441 to 2346 and encodes 301 amino acids. The record is from RefSeq and is a predicted model, not a curated record.
CUUUGAGUCGCUUCUGCAGGGUGACCAGUACACGCUUCCUUCUUGCUGCUCACAGUCGCUUUACCUGAAGAUAAAAAGGGAGAUAAAAAUGUCACAGGCACAUAGAAAAUUCCAAUCAACCGGGGGAAAACAGUUCAACUCUGUAGUCUGGAUAUCUCCCAGAAAAGAUUCCACCCUAUAAUCUCCCCUCAAUCCCUUCCUAGCCUCCUUUUGUUCGCUCAUCUGCGUGUCCCUUUAAGUUUGUAGGUAAACAAGCGCGGUCUGUUUUCGAUCACAUUUGUAUGCUCUGGGUGGAGAAAGCCCUGCUCCUGGACCUGAUUCUUCAGCCUUUACUCUUUGAAUUCAGGGUUUUUUUACUCUUGUGUGGAAGGGCUGCGAGAACCGAGCCCCGUUUUAUUGUGUAACAGUUUUAACAGGUGUGGGUUGGUUUUUUUGUUUGUUUUUACUUUUUUUUUUUCGACUGUAAUCAGUUAUCUGGGCACUGUGCCAAGACUCUAGUGAGUAUAAAUGUAAAUGUACAGAUAGACAUAGACAUCUGAGAAUGGGGAAAGAGUACCCUGUAUCAUAAUCAGUUCCCACUUACAGCUAUUGAUUUCAGUGUAGGGCGGUGGAUUCGGUUUCUAGGCUGGGAGUGGAAGGAAGUUUGCAGCUUACUGCACAGUAGGCAUGUUUGAGCUCAUUUCCCUGGUGCUAAAAUGAAUGCCUAUGCCAGCCAAACCCAAAUAACAUGGUAGGUUUGCAAUGAAAUUUGGACGCUUCCUUUUACUGCUGAUAGAACCUCAAGUUACUGUAACAUUUCCCCCUCACUUAACUGGACACCCGGGUAAUAAUUUAUCCACCUUUCACUGAGAGAUCAUCUCUAUCAGGACUUCCUCAAAAUCUCCAGCUGAGACAAUUAUUCAAAACUGUGGCGAAGAAAGUUUCGAGAAGACUUCUUAAAGAUCGAAUGUGAAACAUGUUAAUAGAUCGAGAACGUUUAAUUUAAAUAUACAUGGCCAUUUGAUUUUUUUUUCAGUUUAAUACCCACUCUUUCUCUCCUUUUGCUAAGUAAGGCUAAUCGCUGGGGUUUAAUUAUGAAUUAGAAAUGAACUCGACCAUGCCUCGCUGGCUCCCCCGCUAUAGGAGAAAGGGUUCCUGACGAAAGCGGAACUUACAAAUCAGAAAAGAGCAAGUCCUUGAGUGCAUUGGAAAUCUGAGCCUCCGGAGCCAGAGACGCUUUGCUGCCUCUUGAAAAACAGGCAGGGCUAAGAGAGAAACUUUACCAGCUCCUAAGGGAAAGGGGCUUUGAGUAUCAGCUGGCUCUGGGCGCAAGUUUCAUCCAAAUCAAUACCAAGAAGGGACUGACUCUGAGCCUCUGCCCGUGGGAUUGGGCUUCAAGCUGCUCAGCAAGCAGGAAAGCCGGUUCUUUUCCCCCUGGGAAGAAGAGUGGACUUGGGUGCCAUGAUGGCCAGCUACCAGGACCCCGAGGAGGACCCCGUAGCCCUGAUGGCUCAUGACACCAACGCCAGCAAGGAGGCCGAGCGAGCCAAGGACGAGCUGAGUCCGGAGAAGGGGGCCGAGAAGCCGGACCCCUCUCAGAAGCCCCCCUACUCCUACGUGGCUCUGAUCGCCAUGGCCAUCCGGGAGAGCGCGGAGAAGCGGCUCACGCUGUCCGGCAUCUACCAGUACAUCAUCAGCAAGUUCCCCUUCUACGAGAAGAACAAGAAGGGCUGGCAGAACAGCAUCCGCCACAACCUGAGCCUCAACGAGUGCUUCAUCAAGGUGCCCCGCGAGGGGGGCGGCGAGCGCAAGGGCAACUACUGGACGCUGGACCCGGCCUGCGAGGACAUGUUCGAGAAGGGCAACUACCGGCGGCGGCGGAGGAUGAAGAGGCCCUUCAGGCCGCCCCCGACCCACUUCCAGCCGGGCAAGACCCUCUUCAGCAGCGACAGCUACGGCUACCUCUCCCCGCCCAAGUACCUGCAGUCCGGCUUCAUGAACAACUCGUGGCCGCUGGCCCAGCCGCCCGCGCCCAUGCCCUACGCCUCCUGCCAGCUGGCCGGCGGCAACGUCAGCCCCGUCAACGUGAAAGGACUGUCGGCCCCGGCGUCCUACGGCCCCUACUCCCGGGUGCAGGGCAUGGCCCUGCCGGGCAUGGUGAACUCCUACAACGGCAUGAGCCACCACCACCACCACCCGCAGCAGCUCAGCCCCGCCAGCCCCGCGCCGCCUGCCGCCCCGGCCCCCAACGGAGCCGGCCUCCAGUUCGCCUGCGCCCGCCAGCCCGCCGAGCUCUCCAUGAUGCACUGUUCCUAUUGGGACCACGACAGCAAACACAGCGCCUUGCACUCCCGGAUAGACAUCUAGAGACCCCCGCCCUCCUGUCUGUCUGUCUCUUGUUUCUCCUCUGUAGUGGCGGAUUUGUCUAAGGUGCUCUCUGUGCCAAAAAUGGGCACAGCGGGAAAAUGUAAGCCCUGCUCCGCGUUUGGUUGAAGUCAGUGUAAGUGUUGAACUUUAAAAACCCUCUAGCUGCAGCGAGAGAUCUGUGUGAUCCUGUUUGAGUGCAAGGUUAUCAAGCGAUGGCCGGUUUGUCUGAUUUAUAACAAGGGGGGUGGGGGAGAGACUGACUU